Fragaria vesca subsp. vesca is the source of this 645-nucleotide messenger RNA. RefSeq names its product 60S ribosomal protein L30-like. Lineage: Eukaryota; Viridiplantae; Streptophyta; Magnoliopsida; Rosales; Rosaceae. The record is from RefSeq and is a predicted model, not a curated record. The transcript is spliced from 4 exons. Gene Ontology annotation, cellular component: cytosolic large ribosomal subunit. Bases 73 to 411 code for a protein of 112 amino acids. Gene Ontology annotation, molecular function: structural constituent of ribosome; RNA binding.
UUGCUGUGUUUCUGGUCUCGGCCGCACAACAAAGAAAAAGAAGAGGAGAGAAAGCUUCGUGCAGAUUCAACCAUGGUGGCCGUGAAGAAAACCAAGAAGACCCAUGAGUCUAUCAAUAACAGGCUCGCUCUCGUCAUGAAGAGUGGCAAGUACACUCUCGGCUACAAGACCGUCAUCGACACUCUGCGUAGCUCCAAAGGGAAGCUUAUUAUCAUCUCGAACAACUGCCCUCCUCUGAGAAAGUCUGAGAUUGAGUACUACGCCAUGCUUGCCAAGGUUGGAGUUCAUCACUACAAUGGAAACAAUGUUGACCUGGGUACAGCAUGUGGCAAGUACUUCCGCGUGUCAUGCCUCAGCAUUAUUGAUCCAGGUGAUUCGGAUAUCAUCAAGACACUGCCUGGUGAUCAGUGAUGGCCUUUCGGACACUGCCUCCUUUGUAAACAUGUUACAAUUUUAGAGGCUUGUUUGUGCUCUCAUGAUCGAAUGCCCCUCGUAGGUUUCAAUUUGGUCCUGCUUUCAAGAUCAUUUAAGUUAAUUUUGUUAUAAUUGGGUACUCACAUUCACCUUAUGUUGUCCUCUUUAUUUCCAUUGCAUCAUUUACAAACAGUAACCAUCUUAAAAGAGUUUUAUAUUGUAGGCACUUUG